CAAUGAACAGACGUAUAGUACUAUGAUUAAUGGGAUAUGCAAAGCUUUAGGUACUCUCCAUGCGCUGGAAUUGCUCUGCUUAUUGGAAAAAGAAAAGGGAAUCUGCAAACCCAAUAUCUAUUCUUACAAUGCAGUCAUUGAUGGUCUAUGCAACGAAGGAAAGGUAGACGAUGCUCUCCAACUCUUCUCCUCUUUGGGUGAUAAGGGGAUUUCACCCAAUGUUGUGACAUAUAAUUCAAUAAUUGAGGGGUUAUGCAAUAGGAGAAGAAUGGACGAGGCUCAAGACAUUUUGAAGAAGAUGAUUGCUGAUAAGGUCUGUCCGAAUGUGGUGACAUGUAAUAUCUUUGUGACUGCUUGGUGCAAAGAUGGAAAGGUGCAAGAGGCCGAGCAUAUGUUGGUAUCUAUGAAGGAGAUUGAUGUACAACCCAAUAUUGUCACUUAUAGUGCAUUGAUAAAUGGGUAUUGUAUGCAAGGAAAAAUGAACGAAGCGGUACGCAUUUUCCAAUUGGCGGUGAAUUCUGGAAUCAAGCCUGAUAUCGUAAGCUACAAUAGCUUGAUGAACGGGUAUUGCAAAAAGGGCCUAGUCGAUGAAGUUUCACGGCUUUUUACCAUAAUUCCUGCCAAAAGGUUAGAGCGCAAUGUUGUUUCUUAUAAUAUAAUGCUAGAGGCGCUAUUUCGUAAAGGCAGAUGCGAGGACGGUUUGAAUUUGUUCAAAGAGAUGCAAGCUCUAGGAUUGUCUCCUCAUGUGAAGACUUACAAUAUCUUGGUGCAUGGUCUGUGUAGUGCUCAUCGUAUCACUGAAGCAUUUUCUAUGUUGCACACCAUGGAAGAUAAAUGCGUCGUUCCAGACAUAGUAACAUAGACUGUUCUCAUUGAGGGAUUGUGCAUUAAUAAUAAAGUCAGAGAAGAUUUGUUCGACGAUCUUCCAUCCAAAGGUUUGCAGCCCAACGUCGUAACACAUACAAUCCUUAUCGGUGCACUUUGUAAAGAAGGACAUACAGAGGAGGCUAAGGAUUUGAUGAUGCAAAUGGUAAACAAUGGUUGCUUGCCUAAUAGUGUGACCUACAAUGUUUUUGUUCAAGGUCUUCUCAAAAGGAACAAGGCUAGUGAUGCAAUUCCACUGUUGGAAGAGAUGUAUGCAAGGGGUUUCACACUUGACGAAACUACUUUCUCGAUGUUGAUUGACCCUGUGGUAAGGGAAGGUAGAGAUAGUGUUCUAUUUGAUAAGAUUAAGAAACUCGUGCCAAAGGAUCUCUAUUCUAGAUAAGUGCUAUGUUGUGUUAGAAGUUGAUGAACGCAA
Molecule: messenger RNA, 1300 nt
Organism: Salvia miltiorrhiza (redroot sage)
Lineage: Eukaryota; Viridiplantae; Streptophyta; Magnoliopsida; Lamiales; Lamiaceae
Product: pentatricopeptide repeat-containing protein At1g62930, chloroplastic-like
Exons: 1
Molecular function (GO): protein binding
Source: RefSeq, a predicted model, not a curated record